AUGCCCGCCACGGGUGCGGAUUCUGAGCAUGACUCAGGUCCACAGUUGCUGAGAGAUAUAUGGGCGCUAGCAGCCAUUGCUAUUGUUGUUGUCACUCUCAGGAUUUUUGCUAAAUUCAGGAUCGCGAAAUCUGGACGGGAUGAUGUACUAACGGCUCUUGCAUUGCUUCUGGCAAUUGUCGGGUCAACUAUGGCUACAGUGGCCGUGAAUCAUGGCUUUGGUCGCCACGUUGGAACCCUGGAACCGAGCGAUGUCUCCCAAAUUAUCGAGUACGACUACAUCACACAGACUUUUGGAAUUGCGGGUGGCACACUUGGGCGGGUCGCUUUCAUCGUUUACAUUAUCGGUUUGCUUGGUGUUAGCAUAUCACACAGGGUUAUUUUGUGGGCCCUCGUCGUGCUUCAACCCAUCGUCAACCUUGUCUUUAUCCUCAUAAUUUUUCUACAAUGCCCAGGACACGCAUCUGGUAUUUGGGCGCACUCUGGAAAGCAUUCAACUCAGCAACUGACCUUUAUCUCGCGGUCUUCUCGACAUACAUAUUCUGGGGUCUUAAUUUGCAACUGCGUGUCAAGCUGGGUUUGA
Molecule: messenger RNA, 582 nt
Organism: Penicillium riverlandense
Lineage: Eukaryota; Fungi; Ascomycota; Eurotiomycetes; Eurotiales; Aspergillaceae
Exons: 3
Coding region: 1-582 (193 amino acids)
Source: RefSeq, a predicted model, not a curated record